UGUAGCCGCAAAGGAGCAAUGCAAAAAUACCGAAAAAUGCGCAGUGCUGCUGUUGUCCUCCAGGCAGCAUACAGAGGCCAGCAGGUCAGAAAGGAGGUUGCUCAAUGUCAUCACGCUGCCACUGUGAUCCAGUCUGCAUUCAGAAAGCACAGAGAGGAAGUCAAAUUCCAGGCCAUGCGUCUUUCUUCCAUUAUCAUCCAGAGAUACUAUCGCGCCUGUAUUCUUCAGAGGCAAGAAAGGGAAAGGUACCUAAAAAUGAGACAUUCUGCCAUUAUUCUUCAGGCAGCUUUCAGAGGUCAUCGAGUGCGAACCAACAUUGCCAAGAUGCACAGGGCUGCUACUGUCAUCCAAGCCAACCUCAAGAGACAUAAACAGCAGUCAGCCUUCAGGAAGCAACGCUGGGCAGCCUGUGUCUUACAGCAGAGGUUUAGAGCUCAGAGACAGAGAAACAUUGAGGUAAAACAUUAUCAGGAGUGUAGGAAAGCUGUCAUCAAACUUCAAACUACUUUCCGUGGUAUGAAAUCCAGGAGAAUCCUCAAACAAAGGCAUCAUGCUGCCAGUAUUAUCCAGAGAGGUUACAGAACAUACAGUGAACACAAGCAGUAUCUGACUUUGAAAUCCUCCGUCAUCACCAUUCAGCGGAGGUAUCGGGCCACUGUAGCCGCAAAGGAGCAAAUGCAAAAAUACCAAAAAAUGCGCAGUGCUGCUGUUGUCUUCCAGGCAGCAUCAGAGGCCAGCAGGUCAGAAAGGAGGUUGCUCAAUGUCAUCAGGCUGCCACCGUGAUCCAGUCAGCAUUCAGAAAGCACAGAGAGGAAGUCAAGUUCCAGGCCAUGGCGUCUUUCCGCCAUUAUCAUCCAGAGAUACUAUCGCGCCUGUAUUCUUCAGAGGCAAGAAAGGGAAAGGUUCCUAAAUAUGAGACAUUCUGCCAUUAUUCUUCAGGCAGCUUUCAGAGGUCAUCGAGUGCGAACCAACAUUGCCAAGAUGCACAGGGCCGCUACUGUCAUC
Molecule: messenger RNA, 1005 nt
Organism: Etheostoma spectabile (orangethroat darter)
Lineage: Eukaryota; Metazoa; Chordata; Actinopteri; Perciformes; Percidae
Product: abnormal spindle-like microcephaly-associated protein homolog
Exons: 1
Coding region: 19-783 (254 amino acids)
Molecular function (GO): protein binding
Source: RefSeq, a predicted model, not a curated record